AUGAGCCUUACUGAAAACAAAGCGUCAACAAGGCUUCGUACGUGUAAGUUUGGGAAGAGCGCGCUUACUGCUCGGUGAGGGAGCCGCUGUGCGUAACCUCUGCUCUGCCUGCUGAUGAGCCAAGCAGCAUGCAGCAGGAGCCGCUGUGAUGAGGUUGCCAGUGUCGUGGAGGGGAAGCAUCUCUUUGUCGUUCUGUCAUUCGCUGCCUGCCUCUCUGCGCACCGAUAAACGUGCUCACACACGGUGCGACGCCCGACGGGAGCAAACGCAUCCGCCUGCGUUUUAUUAGCCGGUGUUUCUCCUUCUCUUCAUUCCACUUUGGCCGCCGUGCUGGAUUGUUCCUCUCUAACAAAGCCUGAUCUCAGUCUGCCUGCAGACAGCUGAUCUCCGGUCCAGGCGGUUCCGGGUUGCAUGGUGGUGCUUCGGCUGCUCCAGCGGCUCAACAAAUGCAGAAAAGGGAGAAAAGUUUCGGUAUACAAAUGCUUUCCGUCCAGCCGGACACCAAGCCUAAAGGCUGUGCCGGCUGUAACCGGAAGAUCAAGGACCGCUACCUGCUGAAGGCUCUCGAUAAGUACUGGCACGAGGACUGCCUCAAGUGUGCCUGCUGUGAUUGCAGACUGGGUGAGGUGGGAUCCACUCUGUACACCAAAGCCAAUCUAAUCCUGUGUCGGAGAGACUACCUACGGUUAGUCGGUUUGGUUGGUGGCUGUCCCGCCUGCAGACAGCAUGUGGGUAGCAAAGGCAUCGCUAUGAGAUCUGUGCUGAACCUUUAUCCCUGUCAGUGUUUCAGCUGCAGCAUUUUGGAUCAAAGGUUUUGUGUUGGAGACAAGUUCUUCCUGAAGAACAACAUGAUUCUGUGCCAGACAGACUAUGAAGAGGGGCUAAUGAAGGAGGGCUAUGCUCCCCAGGUGCGCUGACCUUCACAGGCCAACAUGGAAGAAGAGGAAGAGAAACUCCAGAAAAAGUGCUAAUGCCUUCCUGUCCAUGUUCCCCACAUGUACAUACGUAAGAAAGACUCCCUGAGAGGGCAAACACACUGUUGUACAGAAUAGCCAUAAAGGCGACGUGGCAGGGACACGCCCUGGAAGCCUACAACAAAAUGUAUCGUGUGAAAACAUUUUUGGAUGCUGCCUUUUCCCACCCAACCAACAAAUACUGGCCUGAAAAGGAAUUUUUAACCACCUGCUGGCUUUGUUUGCUCUUUUAAA
Molecule: messenger RNA, 1208 nt
Organism: Neolamprologus brichardi
Lineage: Eukaryota; Metazoa; Chordata; Actinopteri; Cichliformes; Cichlidae
Source: RefSeq, a predicted model, not a curated record